Messenger RNA from Syngnathoides biaculeatus (alligator pipefish), 1751 nucleotides. It is a transcript of the gene frk, whose product is annotated as fyn-related Src family tyrosine kinase. The transcript has 8 exons. Gene Ontology annotation, biological process: innate immune response; protein phosphorylation; cell differentiation. NCBI's taxonomy places the organism in Eukaryota, Metazoa, Chordata, Actinopteri, Syngnathiformes, Syngnathidae. The record is from RefSeq and is a predicted model, not a curated record. Gene Ontology annotation, cellular component: extrinsic component of cytoplasmic side of plasma membrane. Gene Ontology annotation, molecular function: signaling receptor binding; ATP binding; non-membrane spanning protein tyrosine kinase activity. Bases 155 to 1699 code for a protein of 514 amino acids.
UACUCAUUUGAGAUAUUGACCGUCGACUAUGUUCACAAAGAAAAUGUCGUGCUCUUCAAGACAUGAUUCAUAACUUCGGAAUAUGUGCAGGACCAUGACUGAGACCUCGACUGGAAGAUGUAUUCAAAAUGAAUUUCUGUGAUUGAGGAAGAGCAUGGAGAUCAGAAACCGGUUUUCAGCUUGUUGGGAGAGUUGUCUCACUUGUUUUAAGAAAUCAAAUCCAAAUAUGAUUAAGAAAGAUAACCAGAAAAAAGAACCUGACGUUGUUUUUGAAAACUCAAGCGUUGUCCGAACCGUUGAGAUGAACUUGAGAACCCAAGUGGACGAUGUGGAGAAUCGUUUUGUUGCACUUUAUGACUACUCGGCCCGCACUGAGGAGGACUUGAGUUUUAACGCGGGUGAUAUUUUGGAAGUUCUGCAUAAAAAUGCCGGAGACUGGUUGUUUGCAAAAGCACUAACUGGAGUGUCAACAUCUAAAAAGGGCUAUAUCCCCGCAAAUUAUGUGGCGCCGGUGGAGAGUAUCGACGCAGAACCGUGGUAUUUUCCAGAGACAAAAAGGCUGGAUGCAGAGAAGAUGCUUUUAUCAGGAAAAAACCAACAAGGAUCCUUCCUAAUUAGAAACUGUGAAAGCCAGAGAGGGGAGCUGUCCCUCUCAGUGUUGGACAAUGGCAGGGUGAAGCAUUAUAAGUUAAGAAAAACAGAACAUGGUUUCUACUAUGUCUCAAAGACCAGAGUAUUUGAAACACUGAAAAAGUUAGUGCAUCACUACUCAACACAAGCAGAUGGCCUGUGUGUCCGUCUAGGAGAACCUUGCAAAAAGAUUGAGGCUCCGCAAACUCAUGGCCUAUCCUAUAACACUGUGGACCAAUGGGAGAUUGACCGCAAUUCCAUCAAGCUCCUACAUAAACUGGGUGCAGGUCAGUUUGGAGAAGUUUAUGAGGGCCUAUGGAAUGACACCACCGCUGUUGCAGUGAAGACACUCAAACCUGGUACCAUGGACGCUGAAGACUUUUUAAGAGAGGCUCAAAUUAUGAAGAGACUGAGGCAUGCCAAACUAAUCCAACUUUAUGCCGUGUGCACCAUGGAAGAGCCUAUCUACAUUAUCACAGAGCUGAUGAAGAACGGGAGUUUGCUCGAAUACCUCCAAAAGGACAAAGGUACCAAACUACACCUCCCUGACCAGAUUGAGAUGGCUGCUCAGGUGGCAUCUGGUAUGGCUUUUCUGGAGGUGCAAAAUUACAUUCACAGAGAUCUUGCUGCCAGGAAUGUGCUGGUAGGGGAGAACAACAUCUGUAAAGUGGCGGAUUUUGGCCUCGCAAGGGUAUUUCAGACUGACAACGUGUACGAGGCAAGAGAAGGGACCAAAUUCCCGGUGAAAUGGACUGCUCCAGAGGCUAUUCACAACAACAUUUUCACAAUAAAAUCAGAUGUCUGGUCAUUCGGUAUUCUGUUGUAUGAGAUCAUGACAUUUGGUAAAAUGCCUUAUCCAGACAUGACAAACUACCAGGUUGUCCAGCGAGUUCCACAAGGCUACAGAAUGCCAUGCCCCCCCAACUGCCCCAAUAUCAUGUAUGGCAUAAUGAUGGACUGUUGGAAUGAGAAUGAACACGACCGGCCCACAUUUGAAACCUUGCAGUGGAAGUUGGAGGACUUCUUUGACCUGAACGCUACUUCCUAUGAUGACGCUGGCCACUAUUAGCACACUGAUCAUGUGAAUGCAACUCUUGUAUCAUAAGAAAAAAGGAAAAACA